AUGAGCUCCCCGUUCUCCAUCAAUGGCGGCGCCUGCGUCGCAAUGGUCGGUAAGGACUGCGUCGCAAUAGCCUGCGAUCUCCGCCUCGGUCUCCAGGCCCUGACCGUCUCCAACAAUUUCCCCAAGAUCUUCCAGUACGGCGACGUCUUCCUGGGUCUCACUGGUCUCGCCACUGAUGUCACGACCGUCGGUGACCUCUUCCGCUACAAGGUCAACAUGUACCGCCUGCGCGAGGAGCGGAACAUCGCUCCGACCACCUUCGCCAACCUCGUUAGCAGCUCCCUCUACGAGCGCCGCUUCGGGCCCUACUUCGUUUCUCCUGUCGUUGCUGGCCUCGACCCCAAGACGGGCAAGCCCUUCAUCUGCGGUUUCGACUCCAUCGGCUGCAUCGACUUCGCCAAGGACUUCAUCGUCUCCGGCACAGCCUCCGAACAGCUCUUUGGCAUGUGCGAGAGCUUAUGGGAGCCCGAUCUGGGUCCCGAUGAGCUCUUCGAAACCAUCUCUCAGUCACUCCUAAACGCUGUUGACCGAGACGCCCUAUCCGGUUGGGGUGCACAUGUGUACAUUAUUGAGAAGGAUAAGGUCACCAAGAGGCUGCUCAAGGGCAGGCAAGACUAA
Molecule: messenger RNA, 618 nt
Organism: Colletotrichum higginsianum IMI 349063
Lineage: Eukaryota; Fungi; Ascomycota; Sordariomycetes; Glomerellales; Glomerellaceae
Product: Proteasome subunit beta type
Exons: 4
Coding region: 1-618 (205 amino acids)
Biological process (GO): proteasome-mediated ubiquitin-dependent protein catabolic process
Cellular component (GO): proteasome core complex; proteasome core complex, beta-subunit complex
Source: RefSeq, a predicted model, not a curated record